GUACUAUUUCUAUGAAUUUGGAAGAGACGUAAGAGCACGUAGCAUUAAUGGCAAGUGUUAGCUGGAAGAGAGCUGGAAUCACUGCUUUUCAGCACCGGGAAUCCUUCCCUGCGAAUGAUACCUCUUGCUGUAACACUCUCCUCGAAAUGGCUUUCCUUGAAGCCACGCCUCCCUCCUCACCACUUCCACUUUCUACUUCAUAUCUCGACACCAGCACCGUUAUCGCCCUCUGUGUUUUCUUCGCUCUUCUCUGCGCUUGCAUCGUUAUCGGCCACCUUCUCGAAGAGAAACGGUGGGCCAAUGAAUCCAUCACUGCACUCCUUCUGGGGUUGUGUUCUGGAGUGGUGGUCUUGCUGGUGACCAAGUUCAGUAAUACUGAAUUUUUCAAAUUCAGCGAAGACUUGUUCUUUCUGUACUUGCUCCCUCCAAUCAUUUUUAAUGCUGGUUUCCAAGUGAAGAAGAAGCAGUUCUUCAAGAAUUUUUCAACUAUUCUACUGUUUGGAGUCUGUGGAACUGUUAUUUCAUUCUGCUUCAUAUCAUUUGGUGCCUUUUUUCUGCUCAGGAGGAUAGGUCUAAGCUUGAAUCUGCAAGAUUACCUAGCCAUCGGGGCCAUAUUCUCAGCAACUGAUUCAGUUUGUACAUUGCAGGUUCUCAGUCAAGAUGAAACACCCUUCCUAUACAGCGUUGUAUUUGGGGAGGGAGUUGUAAAUGAUGCAACCUCUAUUGUACUUUAUAAUUCAGUCCAGUCCCUUGACUUCAGCAGCAUUAGUGCUACUACAGCCCUGACAUUGUUGGGGACAUUUCUCUACCUCUUCCUCACUAGCACUGCCCUCGGUAUAUCUGUUGGCCUUUUGAGUGCUUUUACUAUUAAAACACUUUAUUUUGGAAGGCAUUCUACAGAUCGUGAAGUUGCGCUCAUGAUGCUUAUGGCUUAUUUAUCAUACAUGAUUGCUGAGCUUUUGAGUCUGAGUGGGAUUUUGACAAUUUUCUUUUGUGGCAUUGUCAUGUCCCACUACACAUGGCACAACGUUACAGAAAGCUCAAGGAUUACUACCAAGCAUGCUUUUGCAACUAUCUCAUUCAUCGCAGAAACUUUUAUAUUUGUAUAUGUUGGCAUGGAUGCUUUGGAUCUUGAAAAAUGGAAAACCAGCAACGCAAGCGUAGGGACUUCAAUUGCUGUCAGCGCAACUUUCAUGGCGUUAGUGCUGAUUGGUAGGGCAGCUUUUGUGUUUCCUAUUGUAAACAUUAAAAACUGCAUCAAGACACAAGAGAGUUCCAAAAUAAAUUUUCGAUCGCAGUUUAUAAUAUGGUGGGCAGGCCUAUUGAGAGGCGCGGUGACUAUCGCCUUGUGUUAUUACCAGUUUGAGAAAGAGAGAGGGUCCACUCAAGCAUGUGCAGUGGUUAUCACCUCUACCAUAGUCGUUGUGUUAUUCAGUACCGCGGUGUUUGGUUCCAUAACAAAGUCCUUGAUUCAGGCGGUGCAGCUGAGGGAUUCAAAACAAGCGAUUUCUGAAUCCACUGAAAAUGCGGAGGAUUUGAGAUUCUUGUUCCUUGAAAAUGCUGGUCCUAGUAACCAGGGCGACAAUCAGUCAGAUCGGAGGAGAAGCAGCCUAAGUUUACUGAUAAGUCAUCCGACGUCGACGGUUCACUACUUUUGGAGGAAAUUUGACGAUAAAUAUAUGAGACCAAUAUUUGGUGGGAGGGGUUUUGUUCCAUUCGCUCCUGUUUCGCCUUCUGACUCUAAUGGAGCCGCGGAUGCUCCUCCAGAUCCAGACAAUUAAUGCAGCUACUCGUUCGUAUGGAUGUCACCAAUAUCCACUCCCAGUCCCACACCCCCAUUUUUUAAUAUAGAAAUAAAAUUUGUAUUUAGUUGUCUAAAAUAAUUGUUUAUUUUGUAUACUAUUCGAUCAUUUGUGCCUAUCACUUGUAAGACAUACAUGUACAUGUGAAAGCUGUUUUGUGACAAUUAAGUUGCAUGUAAUGUAUCUUUGUUUAAAAAAUUAAA
Molecule: messenger RNA, 2005 nt
Organism: Prosopis cineraria
Lineage: Eukaryota; Viridiplantae; Streptophyta; Magnoliopsida; Fabales; Fabaceae
Product: sodium/hydrogen exchanger 1-like
Exons: 15
Coding region: 48-1781 (577 amino acids)
Biological process (GO): sodium ion transport; regulation of pH; proton transmembrane transport
Cellular component (GO): membrane
Molecular function (GO): sodium:proton antiporter activity
Source: RefSeq, a predicted model, not a curated record